AUGCGUCCCCGACUCACUACUCUGCUCUGCCUUGUGCUGUGUCUGAGCCAGAGGACUGGUACGCAGAAGGAGACUCUCUCCAGACCCAUUAUCUGGGCCAGACCCAGUUUUAUGGUUCCAGAGGGAAAGCAAGUGGCCAUCUGGUGCCAGGGAACACGUGCAGCUGAUGAGUACCAACUGCAUUUUGAAGGGAGCCUUUCUGCCUCUCAAAGACCGAAACCACCUGGACUGGGGAACAAAGUCAAGUUCCUCAUCCCGGCCAUGACCUCACUCACUGCAGGAAAAUACCACUGCUUCUAUCGGAGUGGGGAGCUGUGGUCAGAGUCCAGUGACCUCCUAAACCUGGUGGUAACAGGAAUGUUCGAUACACCCACCCUCUCAGUUCAUCCCGGGCCUAUGGUGAUCUCGGGAGAGCUUGUGACUUUCUAUUGCCGUCUAGAGACUGGAACAAGCACGUUCUUCCUGCUCAAGGAGGGAAGAUCCAGCCAUGUACAACACAGAUAUGGGAAUGCCCAGGCAAAGUUCUCCAUGGGUCCUGUGACCACAGCCCACAGAGGGACGUACAGGUGUUUUGGCUCUUAUAACAACCAUGUGUGGUCUUUUCCCAGUGAACCAGUGGAGCUCCUAAUCACAGGUGAGGAAACCCUCAGCUCACCCCCAUGUCCUCCUGGGAGCUCUAUAGGAACCCCAAACAACUCUUGGGACCCCGACCUUUUAACCACAGAGACAGGAUUCCAUAAAGACCUUGCCCUUUGGGACCACGCUGCCCAGAAUCUCCUUCGGAUCAGCCUGGCCUUCCUGGUCCUUAUGGCUCUAGUAUGCCUCCUGGCUGAAGAUAGGCUCCGCAGGAAGAGGACCUUUCAAAAGAAAGCUGACAGAGCUUCUCGCUGGGAAUGCAGGCGAAGGUGGAGGAACACAACCUUGAGGAAAGACCAGGAGACUCAGUGGGCAUAGGUGGAGCUGAGAACUGAUCCUUGACCUUGGGCCAUGUGAACUGUGUUGGACCCAGGAGGAGGGAGUCAUUGCAGGAAAUGAGGGACAACUUCAUAGAGUUCCGCAAAGCAUCCCAGAAGCGGCAGGAGGUGGGAUGCAGAUGCCAAAUUUCUUCUGUAGGCAAAUCCCAUUGCCUUGUUCCUAGGUUCUAAGUAUUUUUGUGCCCAGUUGCUGCAAACAAUACUUUUAACCA
Messenger RNA from Otolemur garnettii (small-eared galago), 1186 nucleotides. Its product is annotated as natural cytotoxicity triggering receptor 1. The transcript has 6 exons. NCBI's taxonomy places the organism in Eukaryota, Metazoa, Chordata, Mammalia, Primates, Galagidae. The record is from RefSeq and is a predicted model, not a curated record. The coding region runs from base 1 to 954 and encodes 317 amino acids.